Messenger RNA from Fusarium redolens, 728 nucleotides. RefSeq lists its product as uncharacterized. The record is from RefSeq and is a predicted model, not a curated record. Bases 131 to 691 code for a protein of 186 amino acids. The transcript is spliced from 2 exons. Lineage: Eukaryota; Fungi; Ascomycota; Sordariomycetes; Hypocreales; Nectriaceae.
UUGAGGCCCGAAAGGUGUGAUUAUGCUGCAGCUUCAGAAGAAAUCCCUCACAAUUCGAAUAUAUUAAUGACGUAAAGGAUAUGGGGUAGUGAAGAGAGUUAAUGGAGGUUGAAGAUGCAGUUUACGUUUGAUGUUAACUUCACGUGCAAUGGGCCAUGGAAAACUAUGUGUACAGUGCAAAUUUUCCGAGUCUUGGCUAUUGUUGUAUGGGUUGCGGGUGAUACAGUAUGAAUUCACACUAACUCUAAGUGCCCUAUAUCACCAAUGCCUCUAUUUGGUGGGGGUCCGACUACAUCUCUUUUCUUCAUACAGUCACGUAUUGGUUAAUACAACCAGAAUGUCUGCCGAAUCACCUCCAAGGUACAUUUACAAGAUUGUUCCUUCACCGCCUGGUGACCCUUUUCCUAAGGAACACCCUCUAUCGGAACUCGACCAGACUGAUGGCUUUGUUCAUCUAAGCACAUCCACUCAAGUACCUAAGACCGCCGACUUAUUCUUUACUAGAUCAUCCUCACUUUGGGUCAUCAAACUCGAAUUCAGGCAAUUUGCUGAUUUCAUCAGGUGGGAGGGCGGUUUUCCCCAUUUGUAUGGUAACUUCGGGGCGGAAAAUGUCGACUCCACUAUGAAGUUUGUUCGUGAAGAGAGUCAAACAUGGGCUGAAGUCAUGGCAAAAUCGGAAUGGCUGGACUGAAUAUGUUCUUUAUUUUGUAAUGGCAGCGGACUUCUGG